This is a messenger RNA of Closterium sp. NIES-65, 6306 nucleotides long. NCBI's taxonomy places the organism in Eukaryota, Viridiplantae, Streptophyta, Zygnematophyceae, Desmidiales, Closteriaceae. The record is from the annotation of a GenBank genome assembly.
AUGUCGUCGUCUUCGCGAGGCGACUCCGUCCCGUCCUGGCUGACGGACGUCUACAAAGAUGACACAUCGGACGAGCAGUUCCAGGCGCUCCAGGAGAAGCUGGCGGAAGCGGAUGCGCAACUGCUGGCCGUCACUGCGCGAUGCGACGAGUGGAAGCGCAAGGCGCAGGAGAAGGCGCGCGAGGCGGUGCAGCUGAGCAACAAGGUGGAGGCGCUGGAGGAGCGACUGGCGGAGCUGGAUGAGGAGGACGUGCCCGCGCUGCAGAUGGAAGUGACUCGGUUGCGAGAGGAGUUGGCUCGGUCAGAGGCCCUUCGUUUCGACCUGCACAGGCAAUUCCAGGCGCCCGACAUGUCGCCCACGUCCUCCCGCCACCCCAGUGCUGCCACCAGAGGCCCCGACGGAUUCUCUCUGGAGCGCAUGGACGAAUCAGAGGCCGACAGCUGGAUGCGGGAUCAACAAGGCAGUCAGUCAGUGAGCAGCUGUGCGGCUGAUCUGAUGCUGCGCAUCGCCACUGCACCACUCACUCCCCCCGUCCUGGCACGUGAUCGCCGUUCGUACCUGCGAUUUAUAUCCCGUCCUCCUACUUUCCGAGGUACCUUCCUUUCCUCCUCCUCCUCCUCCUCCUCCUCCUCCUCCUCCUCCUCCUCCUCCUCCUCCUCCUCCUCCUCCUCCUCCUCCUCCUCCUCCUCCUCCUCCUCCUCCUCCUCCUCCUCCUCCUCAGCAGUGGAUCUGAUGGCGAUUGCCACAGAUGAAGAGGAGGAGGGGACGCCUUCUAACAGUGUUCUCCUCCCGCACUUCCCCGUCCUCUCUCUCCACUCCCUCACCCACUGCUCCCUUAUAACACUGUUCCCUUCCCUCGUUGCCUCGCAGGGGCUCGGGCAGAUCAGCAGCGCGUGCGGUUCAGUGCGGUGGCAGGGACAGUGGGUUCGUGCAGACUCUCCCAGACAUGGUAAAAGCCUCCUCCUACGUGCUGCCUUGUCCCCCUUCCUUCCCUUCCUGCUCUUCCACCUUUCCCCCAUGGCGAUCCCUCCCCCCUUCUCUCCCCUCCCCCUGCUUUCUCCCCACCACCUCCUCCCCAUCCUCUCUUCCUGUGCCCCCUUCCCCUCCCCGCUUCCCACCAUCCUCUCCCUUUCCCAGCACCCCUUCAGCACGGGUCCUGCCAGCAGCGACAGCGGGGACAGUGACCUUGCUAGGCAUGGAACGGGUCCUGCCAGUAGCGACGGCGGGGACAGUGACCUUGCUAGGCAUGGCACGGGUCCUGCCAGUAGCGACGGCGGGGACAGUGGGUUCGUGCAGACGCUUCUAGACAUGGGCGGGCAAGGCGUCAUCCUAUGUGCUCCCUCUCUCUUUUCCUUUCUCCCUACCACAUUCUCCUUCUUUCCCCCUUCUUCUUUCUUUCCCCCUGUCUCUCUUCCCUUCCCCCAGCACCCCUUCAGCACCGGUCCCGCCAGCAGCGACGGCGGAGACAGUGGGUUCGUGCAGACUCUCCUAGACAUGGGCGAGGCCUCGUCUUACGUGCAGCGCUCGCCUGCCCCCUUCCUUUUCCUCCCUUCCCCAGCACCCCUUCAGCACGGGUCCUGCCAGCAGCAACGGCGGAGACACACCGGUCCUGCCAGCAGCGACGGCGGAGACAGUAGCACCGGUCCUGCCAGCAGCGACGGCGGAGACAGUGGGUUCGUGCAGACUCUCCUAGACAUGGGCGAGGCCUCGUCCUACGUGCAGCGCUCGCCUGCCCCAGAAGCAGCCUUUCAGCAGACGAACCAAGCCGCCCUUGGGGGGGGAGAGGAGAAUCUGGUGGAGCGAUUGCGAGAGUCGGAGAGACGGAGGAAGGAGCUAGAAGGAGAGGUGGAGAGAGUGAGGGAGGAGGUGGGGAGGCUGGGGCGGGAGUUGGGGGAGGUGAGGGGGAGGGAGGAGGAGGGGAGGAGGGAGGUGGAGGGGAGGGAGGAGGGGUGGAGGGAGGAGAGGAGGGAGGUGGUGGAGAAGAUUCAGGCAGCUGAAGGCGCUCUGAGGGAAGCUAAUGCUGCGAGGACAGAGCAGGAGGAGCGGGUGAGAGUGCUGGAGGUGAAGCUGAGAGCAGCAGAGGAGGACGGGCAUGUGCUCAAGAGUGCGAUGCAGGAGAUGAGUGCGGGCACGCACGGGGAGCAGCAGACACUCAGCGUCUUACAGGGGCAGGUCAACGCCCUGCAGACCCAGUUAGUGCGGGAGAGGGAGCGAGCAGCGGAGGAGGCGGAGGAGUUGACACAGGAGAUGGCGGAGCUGCGCUUCCAGCUCAUGGAGCAGGUGGACGCGGAGAGGGGGCUGCGCGCCGAGACAGAGGCGGCGUCUUUGCGGCGAGUGCAGGAGCUGGAGGCGAUGGCUCUAGCGGCCAACGAUGCGAAGCUCCAGGCAAUGGCUGCUAAGGCGGAUGCAGAGAGAAAGAUAGAAGCCAAGGAAUCGGCUCUUAUGCAGAGAAUCGAAGCAGCUGAUAAGAGGGAUAAGAAGGUGGGGGAGAUGGAGAGGGAGAUGGAGGAGAGGAGGAAGGAGGUGGAGGAAAAGGAAAGGGAGGCGGAGGAGGAGAGGAGGAGGGCGGCAAAGGAAAGGACUGAGAGUGAGGAGAGAGUGAGGGAAGCCGAGGGGAGAGUGAGAGAGGCGGAGGAGAGAGUGAGAGAGGCGGAAGGGAGAGUGAGGGAGGCCGAAGCGAGUGUGCGAGAAGCGGAAGGUCGUAGGGAGGAAGCAGAGAAGCAAGCUGCGAGGAUGGAAGAGCAAGUGAGGGAGUGGGAGGAGAGGGUGAAAGGACUUGAAAAGGAGAAGAAGGAAGCGGAAAGUGCUUUGGAUGAUGCAGAGGAUAGGGCAGCGGAUAUAGAAGGGCAGUUUCUGGUCAUGCAGAGCAGAGUGAGGGAUUUGGAAGGGAAGCUGAGACAGCAGAGUGUUGAGUCGGAAGCUGUUUGUAAGGAGCUUAGGGAGGAGGUGAAGAGGAGGGAAGAGGAGGUGAAGAGACGGGAAGAGGAAGGGGAGGGGGUGAGGAAGGGACGGGAUGAGGCGAGGAGGAGAGUGGGGGAGUUGGAGAGGGGUGUGGAGGAGGGGAGGAGGAAGGCGGAGGAGUGGGAGAGGAGAGUGAGGGAGAAGGAGGGGAGGAUUCAGGAGUUGGAGUCGGAGGUUAUGAGGGGUAGGAGGCGGUUGGAAGAGAUGGAGAUGGAAACUAAGGGAGCGAGGGAGGUGGGAGAGAGCGUGAAGAGGAGGUGGGAGGAGAGGGAGGUGGAGGUUCAGAGGAAGGAGAGAGAGAGGGAGGAGGAGGCGAGGAGAGUGAGGGAGUUGGAAGAGAGAGUGAGAGAGAGGGGGGAGAGAGUGAGGGAGUUGGAGGAGAGAGUGAGGGAAUUGGAGGAGAGAGUGAGGGAGGGAGAAGAGAGAGUGCGGGAUGUGGAAGGGAAGUUGAGAGUGGAGGAAGAGAGAGUGAGGGAGAUUCAGAAAGAAGGGGGUGCGUGGAAGGAGAGAGAGAGGGAGAUGGAGGUCAAGAUAAGAGAAGCAGAGGAGAAGGCAGGAGCAGCAGAAGCAAAGGCGGUCAAAGCAGAAGAGAAGGUAGGGGAGAGUAAAAAGGCAAUGGAAGAAAUGGAAAAGGAGGUGAAGAGGGUGCGAGAUCUAGAGGACGAAGCAAGGAAGUGGGUAGAGGAGGUAGAGGGAGAGUGCAAGAGACGCACAGAGGAAGUGGAAGAAGAGAUGAAGAGGAGAGUGGAAGAGCUGGAGAUGAAGCUGAAGGAGAGUGGGAGUGUGGCAGGGAGUGCGGAGGAGAAGAGCAAGAGGGUUGCUGAGCUAGAAAAGGAGAUUGAAGAGGCGGAGAAACUGGUUAAGGAUUUGGAAGAGGCUGUAGAUGAAGGGAAGUUGAAGGUAAAGGCGUUGGAGGGGCAAGUGGAGGAGAGAGAGAGAGUGAUCAAGGAGUUGGAGAGAGGGGUGGAGGAUGGGAUGAGGAAGAUCGUUCGGCAGGUGGAGGAAAGGGAGAGGAUGAUGGAAGAAAUUAAGAAGAAAUUGGAGGAGAGGGAUAGGGUGAUUGGGGAUUUGGAGCGGGCGGUUGGGGAGAAAGAGAGGGAGCUUGAUUUGCAGAGGAACCAGAAGCUUCCGGAGUUGGUUGCUGAGUGGAAGGAGAGAGUGAGGGAGGCAGAGGAGAGGGUUGAGGGGGAGAAGAGCCGAGCCAAAGCUGCCGAAGCUGAGGCGAAGGCUCGGUGGGAGGAGGAACGGCGGUCGUGGAAGAGGAGGGUGGAGGAGGCGGAGACGCACUUGCUGGAGGCUCGGGAGGAGGUGAGGGUUGCGCAGCAGGAGGUUCGGGAGAAGGUUGGGGAGCUGGAGGAAGUUGCCAGGAAGCUGGCAGAGGAGGUUCGGCAAAAAGUGGAGAGGGAAAAGAAGGUCAUUGUAUUGGAAGGGAGGGUUGAUGAAAAAGAUAAAAAAAUGGAGGAGUUGGAAAGAGAGACGGAGGAGAGGAGGAAGGAAAUGGAGGGGAAGUAUUUAAGCAAGGUUGACGAGUUACGAGCACUGGAGGAGAAACGGAAGGAGGUAGAGGGGGGGCUUAAAACGAGGAUAGGAAGUUUGGAGGAGGAGGUUGGGAAGAUGAGGAGGAGAGUGGAGGAGGAGGAGGGGAGGGUGGCGGAAUCGGAGGAGAGGAGAAGGGGGCUUGAGAUGAGAGAGGAGGAGUUGGGGGAGAGAGUGAGGGAGCUGGAAGGGGAGGUUGAGGAGGUGAGGAGAGGGAGGGAUGCUACGCAGAAGCAGCUUCAGGAGAUGGAGGAGAGGGAGAAGGCGAGUGAGAAGAGGGUGUGUGGGCUGAUUGAGAAACUAGAGGCGAAAGAAGGGGUGCUGGUGGGUUUGAGGGAGUCUGUGGAGGAGAAGAGGAGGGAGAUUGAGGAGAGGAGGAGGGAAGUGGAGGGAGUGAGGGAGGAGGUGAGGAGAGUGAGGGUGGAGCGGGAGGAGGAGGAGAAGGGGAGGGUGAAGGCGGAGGGGGAGCGAGAGGAAGUGAGGAGGAAGCUUCAGGGAGUGGAGAGGGAGCUUGAAGCAAGCAGGGCCAAGAUGCGUGAAUUGGCAGCAGAGCGUGAUCGUCUGGAGAGGGAGGGGGAGGACGUGCGGCGCAGCCUGCAUGAUGCUGUGGCUGCCAGUGCGAAGCUGGCUGCUGCACUGGAUAAGACGGAGGGGAAACUAGUGGCACUGGAAGAGAAGAGCGCAGAGGAGAAGAAGCAGAUGGAGGCAUCACACAAGGAGCAGGUGGAGAAGCUUCAACAGCAACUGCAGACCACCCAGCAGUCGCUGGAGAGUGCUACUAGGCGCCACCAGGAAGCAGCAGGGGAGUUGAGAGGAGCGUUGAAGGAGCUGGACCGGCUAGAAGGGCUGCUGGGGAGCACGCAGGGGCAGCUGGAGGAGAGUCAGGGGCAGCUGCGGAAGGCUGAGGGGCAGUUGGAAGAGGUCAACGGGCAGCUCGGGCAGACGAAGGGGCAAUUGGAAGAGACGCGGGAACGGCUGGCGGAGACUGAGGGGAGACUGGGGGAGAGGGAGGAGGAGUUGAGGAGGAGUGGAGAGCGGUUGGAGGAGGUUGAAGGGCAGCUGGCAAGCACAGGGGAAGAGCUGAAGUCCACCAAUGAGAGCUUGACAGCUGUCAGGGGGGAGAAGCAGCAGCUGGAGGGCCGGCUGGCAGAGACAGAGCGACAGAGGGAAGAACUUGCCGGAAAGCUUCGCGCGGUGGAGGCUGACCUGGCGGAGCGGCGCGCUGAGCUGGCGCUAGCGAAUCAGGAGCUGUCGGUACGCGCGGGGCAGAUUGCUGAGCUGUCGUCACAGCUUAACCUGGCUACUGUUGCUCUGAAGGAAGCAAGGGACCGCAUUCGCAUGCUGGAGGUGGUGCUGACGGUGAAGGAGGAGGAGCUGAAGAAGCUGGAGGAGCAGAGCAGCGAGGCGAGCGAGCAGGCCAAGCGGAUGAUCGCUGGCAGGGACAACCAGAUCUCUCAGCUCGUAUCAUCCCUACAAGCAGGGAAUGCCAAUUUGGAGGAGGCUAUGAGGAGGCUUGAAGGGCUGGAGGGAGAGAAGCAGCUGCUAGAAGUGGCACUGCUUGAGGCACAGGGGCAGGCGGAGACGAUGGAGAGAGAGAGGGACGACGCGCGUGCUGAUGCGGCCAAGAGACGGGCUGGAUGGGCCAUGCCCACCCCGGGCUCUAACAACCUCAAGCCGUCGGCCAUCAAGGCGAGGCAGAAGCAUUCGAUGAAGGGGUGGUGUGGAUGGGUGCUUCAGACUCUGUUCCUUCCCACCCCCAGUGCUAAUAACAUCAAGCCGUCCGCUACCACGGCAGGGCAGAAGCAGUGA